Thrips palmi is the source of this 2158-nucleotide messenger RNA. It is a transcript of the gene Nop60B, whose product is annotated as H/ACA ribonucleoprotein complex subunit 4. The transcript is spliced from 13 exons. Bases 142 to 1641 code for a protein of 499 amino acids. The record is from RefSeq and is a predicted model, not a curated record. Gene Ontology annotation, cellular component: box H/ACA snoRNP complex. Lineage: Eukaryota; Metazoa; Arthropoda; Insecta; Thysanoptera; Thripidae. Gene Ontology annotation, molecular function: pseudouridine synthase activity; RNA binding. Gene Ontology annotation, biological process: mRNA pseudouridine synthesis; box H/ACA sno(s)RNA 3'-end processing; snRNA pseudouridine synthesis.
CGCCCGAAAAGCGUUUUGUGUUGUGCCUAGAAGGCAGUGUAAGACAGUUGAAGGUUGUCGCAAAGCGGUGUGGUGCAUGCAUGCAUCACGUUGUAGUGCGUCGAAACCACGUGUUGUGGUAACAAACAUUAAAUUUGAAUAAUGGAUACUCACCAGAGUUCGAAGAAAAAGAAGGAGAAGAAGACCCUUGGAGAGGUUCAAGCUGGACAAGAUUUCGCUAUUGAACCGUCCGACAAGAAGGAAAAACUUGAUACUUCACAAUGGCCACUUCUUUUAAAGAACUUCGACAAACUCAACUGCCGUACUAUGCAUUACACUCCUUUGCCAUUCGGUUCAUCACCUUUGCAAAGAAACAUCAAAGACUAUAUUAGCACUGGUGUCAUCAACCUGGACAAGCCAUCCAAUCCCAGCUCUCAUGAGGUUGUCUCUUGGAUUAAAAGAAUUUUGAAAGUAGAGAAGACUGGUCAUGCAGGAACCUUGGACCCUAAAGUCACUGGAUGCCUUAUUGUCUGCCUCGAAAGAGCCACUCGUCUUGUUAAGUCUCAACAGAGUGCUGGUAAGGAGUAUGUGGCUGUUUUCAAACUGCACUCUGCUGUUGAAAAUGAAUCUAAGGUUGCGCAAGCCCUUCACAAAUUAAGAGGAGCAUUAUUCCAACGACCACCCCUGAUAUCUGCAGUCAAACGACAGUUGAGAGUUAGGACUACCUAUGACAACAAGUUGAUUGAAUAUGAUGCAGAAAAAAAUAUGGGUAUAUUUUGGGUAAAGUGUGAAGCGGGCACCUAUGUCAGAACAAUUUGUGUUCAUUUGGGGCUUGUUCUUGGAGUUGGUGGCCAAAUGUUGGAGCUGAGACGAAACCGUUCUGGGUUACAUGGUGAACAAGAUGGUCUCACCACUCUACACGACAUUUUGGAUGCUCAGUAUCUGUAUGAGAACCAUAAAGAUGAAUCCUACUUAAGACGAGUAAUUCUUCCUUUGGAAUCUUUACUUAAGCACCACAAGAGAAUUAUAAUGAAAGACAGUUCGGUUAAUGCUGUGUGUUAUGGUGCUAAAAUCAUGCUUCCUGGUAUUUUGAGAUAUGAGGAUGGUAUCGAGCUCAAUGAAGAAAUUGUCAUUGUCACCACAAAGGGAGAAGCCAUUGCAAUAGCCAUUGCUCUCAUGACAACAGCUACCAUAGCUAGUUGUGACCAUGGUAUAGUGGCUAAAAUUAAACGAGUCAUUAUGGACCGUGAUACGUACCCUAGAAAAUGGGGCUUAGGACCUAAGGCUUCAAUCAAGAAAGGAAUGAUCAAGCAGGGUCUGCUGGAUAAGUAUGGAAAGCCCAAUGAGAACACUCCUUCUGAUUGGUUGAAGGGUUACCAGGAUUACUCGGAAGUGAAAGUAAAGGAGGAGCCAGAAGAGACUAUGGCGGAGGAUAAUGGAGGAGAUUCAUCAAGAAAGCGUAAGCUUAGUGAAAGAAGUGCAUCACCAACAGAGGGUGAUACCUCAGUAGCUGAUGUUUCUAUUAAAAAGGACAAGAAGAAAAAGAAGAAGAAGAGUGAUGAAGCUGAAGAAGCUCCUGCUGAGGAAGAAGCCCCCAAGAAAGACAAGAAGAAGAAAAAGAAGAAGGACAAAGAAAAGUCAAAGGAUGUGGACAGCGAUUGAAUUUAGAUUUAAGCAACAAACUAGAGUUAUGAUUUAUUUUUUCCUUAUCCGAAUUGGGAAGAUGAUGUGAUACAAUUUAUUUUGUAUUUGGUUCUAAUUUUUUUCUUGUCACUGUACUGGUGUCUAAGCAGGCACAACAUAGAUGGAAUCUGGAAAGCAGAUUUUUAUUUUGUAUUGCAAGCUGCAGUGGCAGUAUAAUUUCUUUUUCAUUCUGUUUUAGAAAUUUACAUUUUUCAACUUCUAGCCAUGAAGUUAAGUUAGGCUAACUUUGACAGCCUCUACACUGAAACUUUUAGUGUGUCACAGUGGCUGUCAACUGCUAAAGCAAGUAGAGUUAUUGAAAUCAAGAUUGUUUGAAUUGGUUCACGAGACAGCAAGUGAGUCGUAAUCAUGAUGAAUUUAUAUGGUGUAUAGUUCUCCAAUUUGACGAUUACUCUGUACGUAUUGCUAGAGUGAAGCAAGACAUGUGCUUUCUGAAUCGGGAGUGUUACAUUUUAUUAAAAUAACAAUUAAAUCA